This is a messenger RNA of Dibothriocephalus latus, 2620 nucleotides long. The record is from the annotation of a GenBank genome assembly. NCBI's taxonomy places the organism in Eukaryota, Metazoa, Platyhelminthes, Cestoda, Diphyllobothriidea, Diphyllobothriidae.
UUUGUUUGAUCUUGUGUAUUUGUUCUUCAGUGAAGGUCAGCUGGCCACUUCAAAUUUUGAGUUGGCAACAAUGCUUUCACGUAAAGUUCUCACGAAGGAAAUUGCGGAGGCUGACAAGUCUCUUUAUGUCAUCAAGAGAGGUAUUAUGUUAAGUGUGUAUCAUAGAAUUCUAGAUGGUCGGCGUGAGGAAAUUCAUUGUCACAAAAUUACGAAGCGCGUGGAAAAUCUUUGUGAUGGGCUUCACCGAGAAUUCAUUGACGUCGAUUACAUUACCGCGCGGGUCGUAGCAGGACUAUACGCUGGCGUUCCAACAGCUGAGCUUGAUACUCUGGCUGCCGAGACUUGUGCGAGUAUGACAACAAAGCAUUAUGACUACGGUACGCUUGCUGCCCGCUUAUUGGCCUCGAACCUGCACAAGCAGACAAAGCCCAAGUUCUCUGAAGCUAUGGAAGAACUCUAUAACUAUCAUAACUCCAAGAAUGGUCUGUUUACACCGAUGGUUUCAGAGACCACAAUUAAUAUCGUCCGUGCCAAUUCCGAGCGCCUGGAUGCUGCCAUUGAUCACCGACGUGAUUAUGAUCUCAACUUUUUUGGACUGAAGACCCUUGAAAAAUCCUACCUUUUGCGAAAAGAAGGGAAGAUCGUCGAGCGGCCACAAUAUAUGUUUAUGAGGGUGGCAAUUGGUAUUCAUCCUGACGAUCUUGAUGCCGCGUUGGAGACUUAUGAACUCAUGUCCGGGAAGUGGUUUACUCACGCAUCUCCCACACUUUUUAACGCCGGGACCCCUAUGCCACAGAUGUCCAGUUGUUACCUUCUCACAAUGAAGGACGACAGCAUUGAGGGCAUUUAUGAUACAUUGAAGCAGUGUGCGCUUAUAUCGAAAAAUGCUGGUGGAAUCGGUCUCAACGUUCACUGUAUCCGAAGCAAGGGUACUUUUAUAGCGGGAACGAAUGGAGAGUCCAAUGGCUUGGUCCCAAUGCUCCGCGUCUUCAACAACACAGCGCGGUACGUCGACCAAGGUGGAAACAAGCGACCAGGUGCCUUCGCGAUUUACUUGGAGCCAUGGCACCCAGACAUUCUGCAGUUCGUAGAGCUACGCAAAAACACUGGCGCCGAAGAGACUAGAGCUCGUGAUCUUUUCAUGGCUCUUUGGGUUCCUGACUUAUUUAUGCGACGCGUGCGAGACAACGACAAGUGGACACUUAUGGAUCCUCACGAGUGUCCAGGUCUUUUCGAUUGUUGGGGUGAAGAAUUUGAAAAGUUGUACACAAAAUACGAAUCGGAAGGAAAAGGCCGCAAAACUCUUCCGGCACAGGAAGUAUGGUAUGCCAUUAUUGAAGCACAAAUCGAGACCGGCAAUCCAUUCAUGUUAUACAAGGACGCGUGUAAUCGCAAGUCUAAUCACCAACACCUGGGAACAAUUAAGUGCUCGAACCUGUGCACGGAGAUCGUUGAAUAUAGCUCGCCUGAUGAAACUGCCGUUUGUAAUCUCGCGUCCAUCUCUUUGGGACGAUUUGUCGACCCGGGAACCAAAACGUACGACUUUGAAAAGCUGCGGUAUGUCACGGAAGUCAUUACACGGAACCUAAACAAGGUUAUAGACUUAAAUUACUACCCCGUCCAAGAGGCUAAGAACUCAAAUAUGCGACACCGUCCCAUCGGCAUAGGAGUUCAAGGUCUCUAUGACGCAUUCGUGUUGUUGCGCUAUCCAUUCGACAGUCCUGAAGCAGCCGCCUUAAAUAAGCGCAUCUUUGAGACAAUUUAUUUUGCUGCACUAAAUGCCUCUUGCAAAUUGGCAGAAAAGCAUGGUCCUUUCCCAUCUUAUCCUGGCUGUCCCGUCAGUAAGGGCAUCCUUCAACCGGACAUGUGGGGAGUCGACACUGAAGAAUUGUCUAAGGCCUCUGGCCUUGAUUGGGCAGGAUUGCGUAAGCGGAUCGCACUCUAUGGAGUCCGAAACAGUCUUCUACUCGCACCAAUGCCCACGGCUUCCACGGCCCAAAUUUUGGGUAACACCGAGUCUACUGAACCUGCUACGAGCAACGUCUUCACUCGCAGAGUCCUCAGUGGCGAGUUCCAGAUUGUCAACCAGUACCUUCUGCAUGAUUUGAUUGACCUAGAUUUGUGGUCUGAAGACCUCAAAGCCGCCAUUGUUGCUAAUCAAGGAUCUAUCCAGCACAUCGAGGGUAUUCCUAAUGAUCUCAAAGCCUUGUACAAGACAGUCUGGGAGUUGUCUCAGAAGAAAAUUAUUGAUCUGGCGGCCGAGCGUGCACCCUUCAUCGACCAAAGUCAGUCGCUGAAUCUGCACAUGGCUCAACCAAACUACGGGAAGAUCACAAGCAUGCACUUCUAUGCUUGGAAUAAGGGUUUGAAGACCGGCAUGUACUACCUACGAACGCGGCCAGCGGCGGACCCCAUUCAAUUCACCAUAAAUAACAAGGAGAUCAGUGCAAUACUAGCCAACGGUUUCCGUAAAUCAAUUUCACUCCCCAAGAUGCCCGAAGAGAAUGACGAAAACAAAGCUCCUGAAGAGGCGUACAUUGCGAAGAUCUAUAAGAAGAACCUCGAAGCUAUAUCCUGCAGCCUCAACAACCCAGAAGGGUGUGUUAGUUGCUCCGGAUAA